Candoia aspera is the source of this 4862-nucleotide messenger RNA. It is a transcript of the gene INPP4A, whose product is annotated as inositol polyphosphate-4-phosphatase type I A. Gene Ontology annotation, cellular component: cytoplasm. Bases 534 to 3401 code for a protein of 955 amino acids. NCBI's taxonomy places the organism in Eukaryota, Metazoa, Chordata, Lepidosauria, Squamata, Candoiidae. Gene Ontology annotation, molecular function: phosphatidylinositol-3,4-bisphosphate 4-phosphatase activity. The record is from RefSeq and is a predicted model, not a curated record. The transcript is spliced from 27 exons.
GCUGCCUGGGUGUAUGCGCGCUGGGGAGUCCGGGUUGCUGCAGUAGCAGCAGAAGCUGCCCUGGGGUGUGAAGAAGAGCCACAGCCGGCGGGAAGGUGAGGCUGCAGCUGCAGCUCCUCGGACCCAAAGGGCCACGAGCCGGUCCAGCAUGUUGCACAAGGCUUGCUGAGGAAGCCGCGGCUCCCCCAGUCCAAGCGGGCGCGAGAUUUCAUAUAAAAGCAUCAGAGUUGGCAGACAGAUUGAUGUGGCAUCUGUGGAAAAUGAAUUAAAGCAACAUGACCAAGGCAUCAUAUACUUUCUCAUUCUUCAAUUACACUGAGCAAGUGCUAAAUUGGCUCUAGUUGCUCUGUGAUUUUCAGCUUUUCCUUGAAAAACCAGAAAGAUGGGAAAAUAAAUUGGCCUUUAACAAAUGCAGUACCAUGCUCUCAUCGAAGAGGAUGAUAGCCCUUCCCAUGCUGACAUCAUAAGGGCUGCAAGCUCUGCUCUGUUUUGAUGCUUCAAGCAGUAUAAAGAGGUGGCUUCCCCAUGACAACAUGUCAGCAAAAGAUCCCAGCCCCCGACAUAGCUCAAAGUCCCGUGUUAUGCAGCGGGCCUCAACUAUUGAUGUGGCCUCUGACAUGCUAGGUUUAUCUUUGACAGGAAACAUCCAAGAUCCAGAUGAGCCAAUCUUAGAAUUUAGUUUAGCUUGCAGUGAACUGCUAACACCAUCACUAGAUAGGAAGCCAAACUGUUUUGUAGCAGUGAGUGUAACUACACCUCCUCAGGCGUUCUGGACAAAGCACGCACAAACAGAAAUUAUUGAGGGCACAAACAAUCCCAUCUUUCUAAGCAGCAUUGCCUUUUUUCAAGACUCUCUUAUUAAUCAGAUGACACAAAUAAAACUUUCUAUAUAUGAUGUAAAAGAUAGAUCUCAGGGAACUAUGUAUUUAUUGGGUUCUGUGAUAUUCACUGUACAGGAUCUACUUAAGGAGAAAAGUCAUAGGCUGCACUUAACACUAAGAUCUGCUGAAAAUGACCAUGUUGGGAACAUUACAGCCAUAGGAUGGCAGAUGGAAGAAAACACAGAACAAAGGCCUCCUGUGACCAGGUCUCCUGACACCAUCAAUGGAAGGACUGUGCUACCAGUUGAUGAAAGUUUGACAGAGUCCUUAGGAAUCCGAUCCAAAUAUGCUUCGUUACGAAAAGAUGCACUGUUAAAAUCUGUGUUUGGAGGUGCCAUUUGUCGGAUGUAUCGUUUUCCUACCACUGAUGGCAACCAUCUGAGGAUUUUGGAGCAAAUGGCAGAGAGUGUGCUCUCUUUACACAUUCCCAGGCAAUUUGUGAAAUUGCUGCUAGAGGAAGAUGCUGCAAGGAUUUGUGAACUUGAAGAACUGGGAGAACUGUCCCCCUGCUGGGAAGGUCUUCGUCGGCAAAUAGUCACUCAGUACCAAACAAUUAUUCUGACCUAUCAGGACAACCUCACAAAUCUUCAUCAGUACAAAGGACCAUCAUUCAAAGCAAGUAGUCUGAAAGGUGAUAAAAAGCUUGAAUUCAUGCCCACAAAUUUACACAUACAGCGAAUGAGAGUCCAGGAUGAUGCAGGAUCAGAUGAGAAUUACGACAUUGUAACUAUAGGAGCACCAGCAGCUCACUGCCAGGGCUUUAAAUCUGGAGGUCUGCGGAAAAAGCUGCAUAAAUUUGAAGAUGCAAAGAAACACAGUUUUGAGGAAAGUUGCACUGCAACCAAUUCCCAGUCUAUAGUGUACAUACCGCAGGACAUUAUUCGAGCAAAGGAGAUUAUUGCACAGAUCAAUACCCUGAAAACUCAAGUUAGUUACUAUGCAGAAAGACUUUCCAGAGCUGCCAAGGAUAAAUCAGCCAAUGGACUUGAGAGAACCCUUGCCAUUUUGGCAGAUAAGACGCGGCAACUUGUCACUGUCUGUGACUGCAAGCUGUUGGCAAAUUCAAUUCAUGCCCUGAAUGCUGCAAGACCAGAUUAUAUAGCUUCAAAGGCCUCUCCGACAUCUACAGAGGGAGAACAAGUGGUGCUAAGAAAUGACCAAGAUACUCUGGUGGCCAGGUGGACAGGAAGAAAUAGCCGUUCUUCUCUACAGGUGGACUGGCAUGAAGAAGAGUGGGAAAAAGUCUGGGUGAAUGUUGACAAAAGUCUUGAAUGCAUUAUCCAGAGAGUAGACAAGCUUCUCCAGAAAGAGCGAUUACAAAGCGAUAACUGUGAAGAUGUUUUCCUGUGUGAAGUCAGCUGCUCUAGCAAGAAAGAUUGCAGUCCCACUCCUGAAGAGUCCAACCCAGGUGAAUGGAGCGAGGCUCUUUACCCCCUGCUAACGACGCUCACAGACUGUGUGGCCAUGAUGAGUGACAAGGCAAAGAAAGCAAUGGUCUUUCUUUUAAUGCAGGACAGUGCCCCUACCAUAGCUCUUUGCUUAAGCCUUCAGUACCGGAGGGAUGUGGUGUUUUGCCAAACUCUUACAGCCCUGAUCUGUGGUUUCAUUAUCAAGCUGAGGAAUUGCCUGCAUGAUAAUGGAUUCCUGAGGCAGCUGUAUACCAUUGGUCUGCUGGCACAGUUUGAAAGCCUUUUAAGUACUUACGGAGAAGAACUGUCUAUGCUAGAAGAUAUGAGUGUGGGAAUAAUGGACUUGAGAAAUGUAACAUUUAAAGUAACUCAGGCCACUUCCGGUGCAUCUGCUGAUAUGCUGCCAGUCAUUACAGGAAAUCGGGAUGGAUUUAAUGUGAGGAUUCCACUGCCAAGCACCUUGUUCGAUGCCCUGCCCCGUGAAAUCCAGAGUGGCAUGUUGCUGAGAGUUCAACCAGUACUCUUCAAUGUGGGAAUCAAUGAACAGCAAACUUUAGCAGAGAAGUUUGGCGACACGUCCUUGCAGGAAAUUAUUAACAUGGAAAGCUUAGUACGGUUGAAUUCCUACUUUGAGCAGUUCAAAGAAGUUUUGCCUGAAGACUGUCUACCUCGAUCUCGGAGUCAAACGUGCCUGCCAGAACUGUUGAGGUUCCUUGGACAAAAUGUACAUGCAAGAAAAAAUAAGAAUGUUGAUAUUCUUUGGCAAGCUGCUGAGAUUUGCCGCAGACUAAAUGGUGUUCGGUUUACAAGCUGUAAAAGUGCCAAGGAUCGGACUGCCAUGUCGGUGACCCUGGAGCAAUGUCUCAUACUGCAGCAUGAACAUGGAAUGGCCCCACAAGUCUUCACUCAGGCUCUGGAGUGCAUGAGGAGUAUUGGAACACGGGAGGUAGUCAUCCAGAAGAACUUGUGUGGCCUGGUGCCCCUCCGGGAUUUCAGGCUAGAUCCCAGUCUUCUUUACUCUAUUCCGCUACUAGCUCUAAGCCCCAAUUUACUGAUUGUGUGGCUGUUUCUGAGCAUUGCAUACCUGGUGGCUAGAUUACGUUGCAAGUGAAGUAAAACAAACCAAGCAAAAAUCCAGUGAAGUGCCAGAAUAUAUAUUGCCACCUGGUACCUAUUUGUCAAAAAAGUUUCAUAGCAUUGUUGCCAAGAAUAAUUAUUAGUAUGCCUUACAAUUUUGUUUCUCUUGUACUGAACGUGUAAAUACACAUUUGAUUCUUUUAUGAAAAGGAAUUGUAUUGAGUGCUUACACUGUCAUUGAGCUUCCAGUGCUUGUAAUGUAAAUCAAACAGCUGCCUGUUACCUCAGCGAUUUAAUCAACCUGAUGACUAAUUUCUGUAUCAUCUGUUUUAAGCAUUCAAAUCCACAUUCCUUCCAUCUCUCUAUAACUACAUACAGCUUUGUUUCACAUGUUUCUGGUUGUCCAGAAAAAGGAACUAUGCCUAAAAAAAAUUCUAAUAUUUUUGUAUAUCCUAAAAAAGUGUAUGUCUUGCCUUUCAUAUUUACGUGGUAAGAAAAAGGGGGGGGGCUUUGUAACGUAUUUAUCUACACGUCUACUUAAGGCACCUUUCUACUUUGAUUUCCAAGCAUCACUUCUACGCUAUUACAAUAAUGAACACAUAAAACCAUUCCUUUCCCAUAGUUCCUUUCCCAUAGUUAAAUCUGUUGUAACAGAUUAUGCCAACUUUAAAAAUGAACUUGAAUAGUAGUAUGCUGCAUGCAAUAUAGUUUCAGUAUAUUUAUACAUUUACUUUCUUACCGCAUCAAAAAAGGAAAGAAUAUGUAGAAAGAGUAGCUUACUGAUCAUCUGUAAUUCCAUUCAAAUCAUUGGAAAAGUAUUUUUAUAACCUGUGUGAUACUAUGCUAUCACAUAUUAAUUAAUAUUUACAUUAAAUAUUGCCAAAAAUGCACUAAUAGCUCUUUUGGGUCAAUGUUAAACUUUAAAUCUUAAGGUGUAUGAAAGAUGCAAAUCCAUUUCUGUGACUUCCUGAAUCCUAAAUGUUCAAUUCGUAACAGAAUUAUCUUAAUUUCUAUCAUUAUUACGCUUAUUCACCCAAAACAAAGAUGUAUAUAUUCACCUCCAGAUAACAUUUAUAACUGACAUCAAUGUAUGUUUUUAGGAGCAUUUAGAUAUAACUGUUGGGUAUUAAAAAGCAGCUCCAAGACUUAUAGAAAAAUUAUUUGAUACUUGGUUGUGCUAUAUCCUGCUUAUCUGAUUGGUUGCAUCACAUCCAAAUUGUAUUGCAAAGAUAAGACAGGGAUGUGUUCUUGACUGGAUUCAUUUGGAUCUUGACAGAGUCGUGCAGGAGCUGCUUCCCUGAUAGGCGUAUGAUUCUGUUCCAAUGAAAGGUGCAGGAAUCAGUUAUACUGUCUGAUUAUUUCACUUGCCAGCAGCAGGGUAGACAAUGAAAGUAUGAGAAGCUUCCUGUAGAUAUUCCCAAAUAAAGUUCCAUUUGGAUAGGACUGGCAACCACAAUAGUUACAUCUUGGUGGCUACUAUGACAAUUUUAUUAGC